UCUGCCGUUGUAUUAUUUCAGGGAAGACUAACACAAUGCAAGAAUUGUAACAAAUUGCUUAAGUAUAUUGACAGUUCUUGCUAACUAUGCAAGUGAUCAACAAAUGACAUGUUUGUUACCAGUAUUAUCAGAGGAGAGUUUACAGAACUGUAUGUUGACAGAUGGUGAUUGUGAUAUUGUUAUACAUGCAUUACAACUGUUUAAAUGUUUACUGAGAAGUAACCAGGUUGUAUCAUCAUUAUGUACAAACACCACUGGUUGUGUAUUGAUGACUACAUAUAGUUUAUGUUCAUCAGAAAAACUGGUCAAUGCAUCUGUUUCAUCUAAACUACAAAUAGCAAACUUGAUAGUUGAGAGUAUAUUUUACCUUGCCAGUUCACAUAAGGGAUGUUUCACUCUUGUACUAGAGUCUGACUGCCAAUGUAGUGUAGAGGUUGUAGGAAGUAUUGUAAGUCUGCUACAUUCUGUUUUGAAAGUAUACAAGGACUUACAGUCCAGCAUGAAUGAACAUUUACCACAAAAGUACACCAGUCAAUAUGAACAAAACACAAACUCUGUAACCAGUCAGUCACAACAAGAAGAACAUAAUCUCACAACCAGUCUGAAAAUUUUGCAGUCAGGUUUACAGCUGCUUCAUCUGAUGUCACAGUUUGACUCAGAAUUUCAUACUAGACAUGUACAAGUCCAACACAAAUAUGUACGCCUGAUUUGUGGAUUGACUCAUAUAUUUAGACAUGAGCUUAGUGGAGACAAUGAGAGUGAAAUGAAUGCACUACAAGAUUUAUGGGACUUCAACCAGGAUGACUCAGAACUGUCUCAAGAUAGUGAUACUGAUGAGCAAGAAUCCAUGGACAAUACUUGAUAACUUCACUUCAGUUACUUGAUAAACAAGAAUCCAUGGACAAUACUUGAUAACUUCACUGUAGUUACUUGAUAAACAAGAAUCCAUGGACAAUACUUGAUAACUUCACUUCAGUUACUUGAUAAACAAGAAUCCAUGGACAAUACUUGAUAACUUGACUUCAGUUACUUGAUAAACAAGAAUCCAUGGACAAUACUUGAUAACUUCACUGUAGUUACUUGAUAAACAAGAAUCCAUGGACAAUACUUGAUAACUUCACUUCAGUUACUUGAUAAACAAGAAUCCAUGGACAAUACUUGAUAACUUCACUGUAGUUACUUGAUAAACAAGAAUCCAUGGACAAUACUUGAUAACAUCACUGUAGUUACUUGAUAAACAUAAGGAUAUGGACAGAAUGUGACAGGUACUUGAUUCCAUGGAUAGUAACUUGAUAAACAUAAUUGGAGACCAUGGAUAGUAUAUGACAGGUACUUUGUUCCAUGGACAAUACUCUACAAGUGCUUGAAAAAACAAAAUACUGUAGAACGCAUUGAACAGUUAUAACAAAAUAUUAGACCAUGGUCAGUUUUAUGUGAAAGGUAGUACUUGAUAUACAAAA
Molecule: messenger RNA, 1460 nt
Organism: Ruditapes philippinarum (Manila clam)
Lineage: Eukaryota; Metazoa; Mollusca; Bivalvia; Venerida; Veneridae
Exons: 6
Coding region: 104-862 (252 amino acids)
Biological process (GO): DNA damage checkpoint signaling; DNA repair
Source: RefSeq, a predicted model, not a curated record